AUGGGAGUAACAGGCACGGGAAAAUCUCGUCUCUCUGAUGACCUUGCCACCCAUUUUCGAGGAGAAAUAAUCAACUCGGACAAAAUGCAAGUAUUUAAGGGACUUGAAAUCGUGACCAACAAGAUCACACACGGUGAGAAACAAGGUGUACGACACUAUUUGCUAGGUGAAAUUGAGCCAGAUUCCAACUUCACGGGCGAAGAUUUCUGUGUGAAGUACAUUGUCUACAUAGAAAAUUGUUUGAAGACUCAAUGUGUUCCAAUUAUUGUUGGAGGGUCAAAUUCGUAUAUUGAAAAAUUUAUGGAUGACCCUGUGUUCAUGUUCAAAUACAAGUAUAACAGUUGCUUUAUUUGGAUUGAUGUAGAGCAAUCAGUCUUGAACCGUGAGUUGACACGAGGGUUGAUGAAAUGGUCAAUGCAGAUUCAACGAUUAAUAAAUGAGAAAAUGUGGCCGGUGCAUCAUAUUAUUGCUAAUGACGUUUUCGAAGAAGAUGGAAAAGAAGCUGUUGACGAAGCAUGGAGGAAUACUGUUUUGCAACCAUGCCUAGAUAUUGUUAAAAGAUUUCUCAAAAAUGAUGAUCACAAUAUUAGUAUUGAGUGUACAUAA
Molecule: messenger RNA, 606 nt
Organism: Solanum verrucosum
Lineage: Eukaryota; Viridiplantae; Streptophyta; Magnoliopsida; Solanales; Solanaceae
Product: adenylate isopentenyltransferase 3, chloroplastic-like
Exons: 3
Coding region: 1-606 (201 amino acids)
Biological process (GO): cytokinin biosynthetic process; tRNA modification
Cellular component (GO): mitochondrion
Molecular function (GO): tRNA dimethylallyltransferase activity
Source: RefSeq, a predicted model, not a curated record